GAUGCUAUAAAAACUGCUCUUCUGCUUGGGGCCAUAGACCGUGAAAUUGGAGGGAUCGCCAUCUCUGGAAGACGAGGCACGGCCAAGACUGUUAUGGCGCGUGGGCUACAUGCGAUUUUGCCGCCCAUUGAAGUAGUUGUUGGUUCUAUGUCAAAUGCAGAUCCGGCUUGCCCUGAAGAGUGGGAAGACGGUCUAGCUGAGCGCCUGGAAUAUGAUUCUGAUGGCAAUAUUAAGACUCAAAUUGUCAGGUCUCCUUUUGUCCAGAUCCCACUUGGAGUCACAGAGGACAGACUUCUUGGAUCUGUUGAUGUUGAGGAGUCUGUGAAAACAGGGACGACUGUUUUCCAGCCAGGCCUUCUGGCUGAAGCUCAUAGAGGUGUUCUAUAUGUCGAUGAAAUCAAUCUCUUGGACGAGGGUAUUAGUAAUUUGCUUCUUAAUGUGUUAACUGAAGGAGUUAAUACUGUGGAAAGAGAGGGAAUCAGCUUUAGACACCCAUGUAAGCCACUCUUGAUUGCUACUUAUAAUCCGGAAGAGGGAGCUGUCCGUGAACACCUACUAGAUCGGAUUGCAAUCAAUUUGAG
Messenger RNA from Morus notabilis, 581 nucleotides. Its product is annotated as magnesium-chelatase subunit ChlD, chloroplastic-like. The record is from RefSeq and is a predicted model, not a curated record. The annotation marks the transcript as partial. NCBI's taxonomy places the organism in Eukaryota, Viridiplantae, Streptophyta, Magnoliopsida, Rosales, Moraceae. Gene Ontology annotation, molecular function: ATP hydrolysis activity; ATP binding. The transcript is spliced from 3 exons.